CCGAGCCCGCAGCCCACGACACCGGUCUCUCCUCCUCUCCUACAUAGCUUCUGCAUCUUUUGUCGAGAGUAAGUCCACGGUACUCUCUUCUUCUUUCUCGGCCUCGUCCAAUAGAAAAGCUUUCACAUCACACCCCAGCGCCGAAACAAGCGACACGCAAGGAUUUAGGUGGAGCAGGCGGGCGAAGCAGACACACACGUCGAGUACUUCCCUCGGAAGAGAUCUCACGGUUGGUCGACGAUGGAGGUCGACGAGGGAGUGGUUUUCCAAGCCGGCCAGGUGGAAGCCGAUGCAGCAGCAGCAGCAGCCGGAGCAGAAGACGUAGACAUGGGCACUACCGACGGAGAGGCGGCGGCGGCGGCGGCGGCGGCGGCGCGGCCAGACUUCCCGGCGCUCACGGCGCGAGAGAUGGGAGGCGGCAAGGACGACUUCCGUAGUAUUCGUUGCCCCCCCCACCGAUUAACGCCCUUGCGGAACUGCUGGGAGAACAUCGUGACUCCCACGGUGGAGCACAUGAAGCUCCAGAUCAGGUUCAACCGAAAGACACGAAAUGUGGAGCUGAAGUCGUCGAAGCACACCGAAGAUGCUUCCGCCCUGCAGAAAACCGCCGAUUUCAUCCAGGCGUUCAUGCUCGGCUUCGAAGUGCAGGACGCGGUGGCUUUGCUGCGAUUGGACGACCUCUACGUCGACUCGUUCCAAGUGCAAGACGUAAAGACGCUGACGGGAGAUCACCUCAGUCGUGCGAUCGGUCGUAUCGCCGGGCAGGGAGGCAAGACGAGACACGCAAUCGAGAACGCGACUCGAACGCGAAUCAUCGUUGCCGACCAGAAGGUGCACAUCUUGGGCUCCUUCAGCAACAUCAAGGUUGCUCGCGACGCUAUCUGUGCGCUGAUUUUGGGGGCUCCACCCGGGAAGGUGUACAACCAGAUGCGAAAUGUGGCUCGUCGAAUGAGCGAACGCUUCUGACGUGUUUUCUUUGUAGUCCAAGGAACUUGCGGUGCCAUUGAAAAAUUUGCCUAUGAUCCGGUUCGGGAAGUAGAGUCUUGGACUGACGGGGCUGGAGUGUGGAUGAGUGGGCCGAGGGGAGCUUAGGAUGUUUCGCCGCGCCCAUCCAUGGUAUCAUCUAUUCCCACCUGUUCAAAGGCUCCCCCCGCGCGGAUACUGCGGUGGUGCGAUAAGCUUUUGUGCCGGCCGGGUUCUUGUAAAUGUAAGUGUAUGCCAUACGGCUGUUCUUUUUUUUUUUUCGCUGAAGAUAGGGCGUCUUGAUACGACUUUUGGCAUGCUGUGAAGCAGAAAGGAUGCCAUGCCACCCACUCCGCACGCUCUGCUAUCGCCUGGGGGCAUGCGGCGUUGCUAACGCGGACGGUUUUGGCCCUCCCUCUUUAGAGCGGGUAUAUGGUGCCGGGCCGAUCCACCUUCCCGUUAUCGCGGGCGCCCGCCGUUUUCACUAGCGUAACACACCUUGGAUUUCUCUCGGCGAAAAGGGAAUUCACCCGCCCAGUACCGGCCACCCGCCGUAUGUGUACCGCUU
Ectocarpus sp. CCAP 1310/34 is the source of this 1531-nucleotide messenger RNA. The record is from the annotation of a GenBank genome assembly. Lineage: Eukaryota; Phaeophyceae; Ectocarpales; Ectocarpaceae.